AUGGAGACCGAAGGCUAUCGUGACCUCCUGGAGACCAGCGAUGGUCAGGGGGUAGGCCUGCUGGAUGGAGGGGGUGAGGUGGGUGUGGAGGAGGGAUGGAGCACGCCCUACCCUCUGGGCUUCCAGGUAUCUUUGACCACUGUGCUGAUACUGGAGCUGGUGUUGGGCUUCAGCAGCAACCUGACCGUACUUGUGCUCUACUGUGCUCAGUCCAACCUGGUGGAUUCAGUCAGCAACCUAGUCACGGUCAACCUCCAUGUGCUGGACAUACUGGUCUGUGUGCUAUGUCUGCCACUGACUGUGGCUGUGAUCCUGGUACCAGCUAAUGGAAGUGAAGUUGGCAGCCUGGCCACGCUGUGCUGCUUUCAUGAGGCCUGUGUCACGUUCACCAGUGUGGCCACGGCGGUCAAUGUACUGGUGAUCAGUUUGGACCGAUACGACAUCUCAGUGCGUCCAGCCAGUCGUCUACUGACCCCCAGGCGUGCUGCGCUGCUCCUGGCAGCAGUGUGGGCUGUGUCUCUGGCUGUCUUCUUCCUACCCUUCCUUGAGGGGGACUUCUUCUCUUCGAGGUCUGAGGAUGGUGAGGAUAAGGAGCCGGAAAGGCAGAACAAUGAGUCUGAGUUCACCACUGGACUGACCCCCAUUUCUUCCUCCCUUUCUCCCUCCUUAAUGCCCACCACUCACCCCUCCUCCCCUUCACACCACUUGCCUCCGGCAUGGCAGAACAGGACACUGCUGUGUGUUGGAGGGCAGGGGUAUUACACAGGCCUGGCUAUGUAUUACCACUUGUUACUCCAAGUGCCCUGUUUCUUCAUCGCUGUGGUCGUCAUGUUGUUCACCUACUCCAGGAUCCUACAGGCCCUCAACAUCCGCAUUGGCUCCCACAUGAUGAGGGGUACACGUGCAAAGGACACCACCUGCAGGAUACGCUGCAGGAGGCAGAGGAGGAAGGACCUGAGCCUGCCCACAGAGGUAGUGUCCUCCAACCAGAACCAGAACCUCUCCCAUCCUCCCCUCAUCCCCUCUCCCACCCCUACACCAACAUCACCCCCACCGCUCUCCUCCAUGCCCCAAGGGAUGUCUGACAGUGGAGCAACAGUCACCACUGUCAGUACUGCUGCCACCACCCCAAUCGCGACAACACCAGCCACCCCUGCUUCUCCAACCCCAGCCUCAGCCUCAGCUUCAGCUUCAACGCAGACCCACGCCACCUCACCUCUGCCUGCCUCCUCCAUGGGUGUCCAGGCCUCGGUUUCUGCCAUCAUCGCCUUGAGGCGUGCAGUGCGCAGACACAGGGACCGCAGAGAACGUCAACGUCGCGUCCUAAAAAUGUCCCUAAUCAUCAUAUCCACCUUCCUGGGAUGCUGGGCCCCUUUGUCUGCAGUCAAUGUUCUGAUCCUGUGUCUGGGUCCCAGUGAUGGCCUGGUGCGGCUCCGCCUCUGCUUCUUAGCGAUGGCUUAUGGAACCACUAUCUUUCAUCCUCUGCUCUAUGCUUUCACCAGGCAGAAGCUGCGCCGUGCCCUCAAAACACGUGUCAAGAAAAGGGUAGUGUCCCUUCUGCAGGUGGACCCAGGUCUCAGCGGGGGGACAGUUAUUCAUAACUCCUGGGUGGAGGGGGGAGGCCAGAGGAAGAGUCGCAAGCCACGGGUGGAGGCCAGCGAUGGCACUGAUCGAUGCCUCACAGAGGCAGUGAGGGAAUGA
Toxotes jaculatrix (banded archerfish) is the source of this 1701-nucleotide messenger RNA. Its product is annotated as G-protein coupled receptor 22. The transcript has a single exon. Bases 1 to 1701 code for a protein of 566 amino acids. NCBI's taxonomy places the organism in Eukaryota, Metazoa, Chordata, Actinopteri, Toxotidae. The record is from RefSeq and is a predicted model, not a curated record. Gene Ontology annotation, cellular component: membrane. Gene Ontology annotation, biological process: G protein-coupled receptor signaling pathway. Gene Ontology annotation, molecular function: peptide binding; G protein-coupled receptor activity.